UAAUAUUAAUUGAUAUUAAUAAUAUUGAUACAAAGUGUCUAGGCUGUCGUUACGUUAUGUAUACUAUAUAUUAAAGUUAUAUCAUCAUGGACAGUUGAGUUUAUUUGUACAUACAAUCAUUAUUAUAUAGUGGCCUCCUAGGGAUGCUAGAAAUUAUAUUAACAUGUCAAAUACAGUGCAAAAAUACGUACAGGAUGCAAGAAAGUUGUACCAAGCAUUAAACGGAAUAUUUAUCCUUUAUAAGCCCACAAGUUCCAGCUUUUCACAAAUGAAAGCAACAGUGAUUUCUAAGUUAUGCAUAGAUCUAAAUAAUCAACGUGUGAGACCUCCAAUGCAACAUGUAGCUAUAGAAGGACCAACAAAUCAGUUUAUGAAAGUUGUUGUACGCGAGAGUUAUGCAGAUAAUCCAUUGGUAGUUGGACCUAGAUAUCAACCGAAUGACUUUAGAUUAUCAGCCACAAAAUUGACAGGCAUGGAUACUUCUGGUGUUAUGGUCUGUGGCAUUAAUGAUGGCAAUAAAUUGGCUUUUAAACUACGAAAUGCCAAGUGCACAAGGUUUUACAAAGUAAAAGGAAUAUUAGGUCAAGCAACAGAUAAUUAUUUUUAUACUGGAAAAAUAGUAGAAAAAUCUACCUAUAAGCAUGUGAAACAUGGUCACAUUGACAGAGUGUGUAGUUCAAUGCAAUCUUCUCACCAAAGAAAAAUGUUUGAAUUAUGUGGAAUAGAUAUGCAAAGUCAAGCUGCAUAUGAAUUGGCAGUAAAAGGUCUAUUACGACCAUCAGAUCCUAAUAUACCUAUGAUAUAUACAAUUAGGUGUGUACAUUUUUCUCCUCCAGAAUUUACAUUGGAAAUUGUUUGUAUAAAUGAGUACGAAAUGUACCUAAAAACCAUUGUUCAUGAUGUAGGAAUGCAACUUCGUAGUACAGCCACUUGUACUCAAAUACUUUGCAUUCAAGAUGGUUUAUUUACGUUAGACCAUGCACUCUUAACGAAACACUGGGAUCUGGUGUCUAUUCUGUCUAGUAUCUCAGUAAGUGACAAGAUUCUUGCAGAGAAUAAAGAUUUGUUAUAUCAGCAGAGUCCCACAUUAGUAGAAUACGAUUCUACAUCUAAAUUCAUACCAUUUAAAAAAGAUUAA
This is a messenger RNA of Dufourea novaeangliae, 1138 nucleotides long. RefSeq names its product probable tRNA pseudouridine synthase 2. Gene Ontology annotation, molecular function: pseudouridine synthase activity; RNA binding. Gene Ontology annotation, biological process: RNA processing; pseudouridine synthesis. Bases 164 to 1138 code for a protein of 324 amino acids. NCBI's taxonomy places the organism in Eukaryota, Metazoa, Arthropoda, Insecta, Hymenoptera, Halictidae. The transcript has 5 exons. The record is from RefSeq and is a predicted model, not a curated record.